UGGGGGUGGGAGGGGGUCAGGCGGCCUCCAGCAGCAGCAGCAGGAUCCUGCCCUUUAUUUUCUUCUUCUGACAGCAAAAGACUCUUUAUCCGCACAGCAUUGUUUUCCAAACAGUAACUGAGUAAAUGUGGGUCACAUUGCUGCCAAAUCCGAGGGUCAAACCAGGGACCUAGACAACUAUUACCUGUUUAUUUUCCUUUCUUCAUACUCCCCCUCCCUUCAGUGCUCCUCUUCCUCCUCCCUGGAACCCUCCCUCCUCCUCCCCAACUCCCCCCAUAUUGCUUUUCUUUUUAUUUCUUGAGGGAAGAUGGGUUGUUUGGGUAAUAGUAAGACUGAAGACCAGAGAAAUGAGGAGAAGGCACAAAGAGAAGCAAACAAAAAGAUUGAGCAGCAGCUCCAGAAGGACAAACAGAUCUACCGAGCAACACACAGACUACUACUUUUAGGAGCUGGAGAAUCCGGAAAGAGCACCAUUGUGAAACAAAUGAGGAUCCUUCAUGUCAACGGCUUUAAUGCAGAGGAAAAGAAACAGAAAAUUCAGGACAUUAAGAACAACAUUAAAGAGGCUAUUGAGACCAUUGUAACAGCUAUGAGCACACUUACACCACCAGUGCAGCUGGCCUGUCCGGAAAACCAGUACAGGAUUGACUAUGUCCUCAACCUCAUCAACCAGAAAGACUUCGACUUUCCAUCAGAGUUUUAUGACAACGCAAAGAAGUUGUGGCAGGAUGAUGGGGUCCGUGCGUGCUUCGAGAGAUCCAAUGAGUAUCAGCUAAUCGACUGUGCACAAUACUUUCUGGACAAGAUCGACAUUGUGAAACAGAGUGAUUAUUCCCCAACGGAUCAGGAUUUGCUUCGGUGCCGAGUUUUGACUUCAGGGAUCUUUGAAACGAGAUUCCAAGUAGACAAAGUCAAUUUCCACAUGUUUGAUGUUGGAGGUCAGAGAGAUGAACGCAGGAAAUGGAUUCAGUGCUUUAAUGAUGUGACGGCCAUCAUCUUUGUGGUGGCCAGUAGCAGCUACAACAUGGUGAUCAGAGAGGACAAUCAGACCAACCGAUUACAGGAGGCCCUCAACCUCUUCAAGAACAUCUGGAACAACAGGUGGCUGCGGACCAUUUCUGUCAUUUUGUUCCUAAAUAAACAAGACCUGCUGGCAGAGAAAGUUCUAGCAGGGAAAUCUAAAAUUGAGGAAUACUUCCCUGAAUUUGCUCGCUACACCACACCUGAUGAUGCGACACCGGAACCUGGAGAGAAUCCUCGUGUUACAAGAGCAAAGUACUUCAUUAGAGACGAGUUCUUGAGGAUCAGCACAGCAAGCGCAGAUGGGAGGCACUACUGUUACCCUCACUUCACCUGCGCUGUCGACACGGAAAACAUCCGCAGGGUCUUCAACGACUGUCGAGACAUCAUCCAGCGGAUGCACCUGCGGCAGUACGAGCUGUUGUGAUGGGACUUCCUCUGAAAAAAGAACAGACUACAGAAAAAGAUGCUGAACACUGGGUCUCUGAACUCCCCUCUUCCACGGAUGUGUGCUAGUGCCUGCAGCAAAGAAAAGGCCAAAGUACACACACUUACACACAUCCUAAACCCAGAGCUACCCCUGAUGCAACGUCCCCAUGUGAUGAGGGAUUUGAUGAAGGGGUUUCUGUGAAUGAAAAGAGAAUGAAAAUAAAGACUUGAGAUCUCCACCUUCAGCCAUAUUCCAAGCUCCUCACCUUUCUGACAUCAAGUAUUGUCCUCCAUCACCCAUCUGACAGCGGCCCAGGCCUGACUGAGUUUCCCAGCUUAGAGAUUUUGUUACAUUUGUGUUGAUGAAAAAAACCAAGAGAGCUAAAAACAGAGAACUGUUGACUUACUGCAAAAAGACAAAUGUGUCACCAUAGAUGAGCAGAACACUGUAUCUAAAUAAAUAAGGAGAAUGACAGAAUAAAAACAACCAACACACAAGCACUGUGCUCAGGAUCUGACUUGAACCAUCUACAUCGAACCUUCUGGUCACUCAGACGUCUUUGAGUCCAGCGCAUGGAGUCUGCUCUCUGCCAUGAACAGCAGGAUCCUCCCAUCCGCCUUCAGGCUGCUCAGCUUGUUGAGGUCCCAGCUGAUUUAUCAUCAGAGAGACUUUGAGGGAUCGAGUUCAGACUAGCGGACCUUUGUGGGGUGUUGAUGGGUGGGUUGUUGGUGAAGUGGCUGCAUUGACUCCUGAGCUGUUAAGCCACCCAACUCUGCCUCAUCCGACGGCAGUGGAGCCAAACUAAGGAAAAUGUAUUCAGUAAAAAAAAAAAAAUCUAAAAAUGCCAACUUUUGUGGAAUCAAAGACCAGACUGCGUCAUCCAGUAGUAGAGUACCGUAUAAAUUAACAAGAACUCAUCCUGUUUUACUGUCUCCACAGCUGUUUUUUUUUUUCUGUGUAGACUUUGUGCCAUUGUGCCCCGUGUGCCCAUUAUUGCUGUUUUGCUUACUCUCCAUCCUCACUCCCUUCCAACCACACAUUUAUUUCUUGCUCUCUGCCUCCUCCCAUCAGCAUCCUCAGCUACGUGUUUUUGUUUCAAAUGAGAAUGAGAUGUUAAAACCCAGAACUUUAGAGAAACAGACACCAACCAGAAUCCCUCCCUUUUUUCUUCUUUAUGUAUCUGUGUGGUUAAGCAACCCUCCCUCCCUCCCAUCAUUCCUCCCUUGACCUCCUGCUGCUUUGUCUGUAUGUCUUUACUUUACUGCUGAACUAUUAUUCUUGUACAGACUGUAAAAUGUAUUAUUUUGUACUUUAUUGAAGAAAAAAAAAGAAUUAACUUUUAGAAGAUCCCUGUGCCUUGAUCACGACUGUACGUGUGUAAUGAGCUAAAGUGGGUGUCAUACUGCGCUGUAUAGCUUGGCCAAUCCUCCUGACUCCUCACCAUCCUCCCUAACUCCCUCUCUGUCCAUGUUUUCCCUUCUCAGAGAUGAUGGGGAAAAACCACCUGUAGCUUUUUUUGUUUUCCUUUUUUUCCCUCCUUCACUCCUUCCCACCCUACCCCUUUUCUCUCAUUAUGAUUUCAAUGUCUAUUUUUGGAUCCAUAUACCCC
This is a messenger RNA of Cyprinodon variegatus (sheepshead minnow), 3059 nucleotides long. It is a transcript of the gene gnas, whose product is annotated as GNAS complex locus. The record is from RefSeq and is a predicted model, not a curated record. The transcript has 12 exons. NCBI's taxonomy places the organism in Eukaryota, Metazoa, Chordata, Actinopteri, Cyprinodontiformes, Cyprinodontidae. Gene Ontology annotation, biological process: adenylate cyclase-activating dopamine receptor signaling pathway; sensory perception of chemical stimulus. Gene Ontology annotation, cellular component: heterotrimeric G-protein complex. Bases 308 to 1447 code for a protein of 379 amino acids. Gene Ontology annotation, molecular function: mu-type opioid receptor binding; GTPase activity; D1 dopamine receptor binding.